GCAAAUAGCACAUCUGGAUCUCUUAACAAACUUAUCCAGUGGAUAUAGUCCUUGGUACUGGCUGAUUUAGUUUAUACUCUGUUUUCCUUUGCAUUGUUGUCUUUGUUCUGUGAAAAACGCCACAUCCCGGUUAGCUUGAAUUGCAUUCGAUGAGCCUGCCCCUGAAAAUCCUUUUGGAGGGGGGACAUGGAGGAGAACUCGGUGCAGGCAGUCAUGUCUAACAGCUUAAAAGCCAGAACACGCCAUCCAGCUUUGCCAUCAACAUUGCCAUGCCGUUAUCACAGUCCAAAUCUUCCACAGACAUGGUGCCACUGAAAGAGGAGUGUGGAGACCUGAAUGAAAUAGAAGAGAAAGAUCCGUUCCAGAAACAUAAUGCUUUAACUUCAGAAAAAUCAUUAAGUAGCUCACAGACUGACAAGACGACUUCCUUGCAAAAACAAGCUGAAGACAUGAAGACAUUAACUGGAAGUUGUUUCACCUGCUUUCAGUGUGGAACGAGUUUCGUGCAAAAAGGAAACCUUAAGAAACACAUGAGAAUUCACAGUGGAGAGAAGCCUUAUACUUGCAGACUGUGUGGGAAGAGUUUCACGGCAGCACUAAACCUUAAGUAUCACAUGAACAGUCAUAAUGGAGUAAAGCCAUUCAGAUGUGAUCAGUGUGGAAAGAGAUUCACACGAAAAGUACACUUUAAAAACCACAUGAAGAUUCACUCGAGAGAGAACUGUUUUGUAUGUCAUCAGUGUGGAAAGAGUUUCCCUGAAAAAGGAAACCUUAAAAUCCACAUGAGACUCCACACUGGAGAGAAGCCUUACACAUGCACUCAGUGUGGAAAGAGUUUCACAUAUAAAAAAUCCCUUGAUGCCCACAUGAGAAAUCACACUGGAGAGAACCCUUUCACCUGCCAACUGUGUGGAAAGAGCUUCACUCAAAAAGGAAACCUUAAAAUCCACAUGGUAAUCCACACUGGAGAGAGCUCUUACACGUGCCAACAGUGUGGAAAGAGCUUCACUCAAAAAGGAACCCUUAACAGGCACAUGAGAGUUCACACUGGAGAGAGCUCUUUUACCUGCCAACAGUGUGGAAAGAGCUUCACUCAAAAAGGAAACCUUAAAAUCCACAUGAGACUUCACACUGGAGCAAGCUCUUACACUUGCCAACAGUGUGGAAAGAGUUUCACUCAAAAAGGAAAUCUUAAAAUCCACAUGGGAAUACACACGGGGGAGAGCUCUUACACUUGCCAACAGUGUGGAAAAAGCUUCACUCAAAAAGGAAACCUAAAACUCCACAUGAGACUUCACACUGGAGAGAAGCUUUACACAUGCCCUCAGUGUGGACAAAGUUUCACAUAUAAAAAAUCCCUUGAUUCCCACAUGAGAAAUCACACUGGAGAGAAGCCUUUCACCUGCCAACUGUGUGGAAAGAGCUUCUCACAAAAAUGUAACCUUAAAAUCCACAUGGGAAUCCACACUGGAGAGAGCUCUUACACGUGCCAUCAGUGUGGAAAGUGUUUUACUCAAAAAGGAACCCUCAACAGGCACUUGGCUAUUCACACGGGAGAGAGCUCUUUCACCUGCCGAAAAUGUGGAAAGAGUUUCAAUCAAAAAGGAAACCUUAAAACACAUGAGAAUUCACACUGUAGAGAAGCGUUAUACCUGCAUAAUUUUCCUGUUAUCGAUGUAAAUCUGCUUUGAAACAGUCUGUAUUGUAUAAAGUGCUAUAUAAAGGCGAUUUGACUGUGUGGAAAAAGUGUCACUGCAGAACUAAAACUUGAGUAUCAAAUGAACAGUCACUGAUGAAAAGCUGUUAAGAUGAGAAGUGUCACUUUGCCAGUUUUCAACCCCCUUUGUGUUGUUACAAUAUUGGUAGUACUUGUUAACAGAAAAUGUUUACCUGUUCACUGUAUUAACUGAACUGAGAAAUUCACAUUUAUUUGUCAACAAAAGUUUGAGCUUUUGUGAAAACUAGAUUAUACUUGCACAUUCUUUUAUCCCCACCCAUGGCCUGUCAAAUCAACAGAAGGUUGUUAACAGUAAAAUACAAGUUUUAGUGAAUAUCCUACCCUUAAAUUACUGUUCCAUGUCUACUCUUUAAACAUCAUUAUGGUAAAAAUGGAACACUAUGGCAACAGCUUUCUUACCUGUACAUGACAGCAUUUUACCUCGGGAGAACUGGCAGAAUGGCAGUUUCUUUCCGUUUGGCCUAAAACUGUCAUCCGGUGGACAUUCGUUUUGAAUUGUUGACUGCAAACACAUAGUUUUAGAAUUUUCUCUCCAUGUUUUCAACACUUUGCAGCCUUUAGCCACUGCCUACAACGCACUGGAUGCUUCACUGGAAACCUCAAGUAACUCACUCACUUGCUUGAAUUCUUGCACCCGGGAACAAAAAGUGUUAACAAUUAUGACUAAGCAUUUGCUAAGAAGCAUUUCCUACUAAAGCAAGAAGCUAUUUGACUCUGGUAAGUGCAUCCAUGGCAGACUGGUGGGAGUUGCCUUGUACGGCAACAUGCUCAUUGCAUUCUAGUAUUGAAGUUUUCACACCUAUUUGGCAAAGCCUUUUUCCUUGUUUUUUCUAGUCAGGUAGCAAUUAUUUAAAUUUUAUUGCCUUUCUACUGUACAGGUGUAGUGGAAAACUUAUUUCUAAGCAUUUAUUUUUGUUUUGUACUUUAUUUGAUUUGUGUCUCUGUUUGGAGUCUGCUUAUGUGGAAAUUUACUGGCUGGCUGUGAUAAGAAGUUACAACAACAGGUGCACAUCCUUGAAACUACCUUUUGCAGGAGCUAGAGAUUUUGGACGCUUUGAAAACUUUUCUAUUUAUAAAUAUGUAAAAGUGUGUGGUCGUAAAAACACCCCGAACUAGGCGAGGUUGUCUCUUCACGGCAGAAAACUGUAUGUGAAUGGCCUUCUUGCAAGAAUAAAACUCAAGAGAGACA
Pimephales promelas (fathead minnow) is the source of this 2927-nucleotide messenger RNA. The record is from RefSeq and is a predicted model, not a curated record. Lineage: Eukaryota; Metazoa; Chordata; Actinopteri; Cypriniformes; Leuciscidae.